Molecule: messenger RNA, 867 nt
Organism: Yamadazyma jaroonii
Lineage: Eukaryota; Fungi; Ascomycota; Pichiomycetes; Serinales; Debaryomycetaceae
Source: the annotation of a GenBank genome assembly
AUGAGUGAUUGGAAGAAAGAUAAUACUACGUUGAAAAUUUUAAGAGCAGCGGAAAAGGGGAAAUAUGGGGUUUUAUCAACUAUUGCCUAUAAUGUUGAUCAUGUUAUCUCAAUGAUUAAAGCAGCUGAGAAUAAGAGAUCUCCACUUAUCAUUCAAAUGUUCCCAUGGGCCAUUUUACAUUCAAAUGGUGAUUUGGUUAGAUGUGCAUCAAUGUUAGCUAAAAGAGCCUCAGUUCCAGUUGCUAUUCAUUUAGAUCAUUGUCAAGAUCCUAAAUUAGUAGAAUUGGCUGCAAAAGAAUUACCUUUUGAUUCAAUUAUGGUUGAUAUGUCCCAUUAUGAAAAGGAAGAAAAUCUUGCUAGAACUAAAGAAUUAGUUAAAUUAUGUAAUGAACAUCAUAAAGCUACUGAAGCUGAACCAGGUAGAAUCGAAGGUGGUGAAGAUGGUGUUUGUGAUACUGCUGAUUUAGAAGGUAUUUUAACUACUCCUGAAGAAGCUAAAUUAUUUAUUGAAACUGGAAUUGAUAUUUUAGCUCCAGCUAUUGGUAAUUUCCAUGGAGAUUAUCCUCCAAGUGGACCACAAUUAAGAUUUGAUCUUUUAGAAAACCUUCAACCUUUAGUUAAAUCUGAAGAUAUUAGAGUUUGUCUCCACGGUACCAAUGAUUUUACCCCAGAAUUAGUACAUAGAAAUAUCGAAUACGGAAUGUCCAAGAUUAAUGUUAAUAAAUUAGUCUUGGACACUCACUUGGAAUUCUUCGAAGAAAGUGCCAGCAAAUUACCAUUAACUGAUUUGUUAGAUAAGUCCAAUGAAAUCUUGGUUUCAAGAAUGGAAUAUUGGAUGGAUGUUUUCAGAUCUUCAAACAAAGCUUAA